ACUGAUAACUUUUCCUUGCUGUCAAAAGAAGAGGCAGCAACAAUGGAUGAUUUCCACAAGCACUGGAAAGAUCUCACUCUGGAUCCAGACACCGCCCACCCUGACCUCAGCAUCUCUGCAGACUGCACUGAAGCCACUUACAUCGAGCACUCUCCAUCAGUCCCCGACCACCCAGAGAGAUUUGACCACUGGGAGGAGGUGCUGUGCAGCCAGGGCCUGGAUGGACGUUGUUACUGGGAGCUGGAGUGGAGAGGGCAGCAGGUCUGCGUAGCGGUGUCGUAUAAAGGUGUCAGCAGGAAAGGUGGGAGCAAUGACAGUCGCUUUGGAAUGAAUCAGCUCUCCUGGAGCUUGGACUGUUCUGACUCUGGGUUUUUUUUCUGGCACAAUAAUGAACAUACUGACAUAAAAGCACCUCCGUCGUGGAGGAUAGGAGUAUACCUAGACCAUGAGGAAGAGACUCUGUCCUUUUACAACAUCGCUGACUCAGAAGUUCUCAUUCACAGAGUCCAGACCACCUUCACAGAGCCUCUCUACCCAGGCUUUGAGUUAUAUAAUUAUGGAGACCAUGUUAAACUUUGUCACCUGAAAAAUCAGACAUGAUCAAUGGCUUUAAUACAGGUUUCUUAGACAGAAUUUGCUCAUCUUUUUUCUCCAGCAGGAGACUUUUCUGGUGUACAACUCUCAGAAAUAUUGACUGUGGAAAGAUUUUCCAUUGUAAAUAGAACUCAAAGAAAUGAUGAUACAUCUUGCCACUGUUUAAGAUGACCAAGCAAAUACAGCUAUUUAGCAUACUUAUUUUUUAUUGAUUGUUUACUUUAGGUGAAUAUGUAUCUGCAAAUCCACACGGCAACAUCACUUAAAACUGCUGAAGAUUCCACUUUAUGCAAGUUCAUGUAUGACGCAUACUCUGCAUCAACCUUGCUUGUGUUUUUAA
Messenger RNA from Epinephelus fuscoguttatus (brown-marbled grouper), 934 nucleotides. RefSeq names its product tripartite motif-containing protein 16-like protein. The coding region runs from base 43 to 600 and encodes 185 amino acids. The record is from RefSeq and is a predicted model, not a curated record. The transcript has 2 exons. Gene Ontology annotation, molecular function: protein binding. Lineage: Eukaryota; Metazoa; Chordata; Actinopteri; Perciformes; Serranidae.